Messenger RNA from Nothoprocta perdicaria, 2755 nucleotides. RefSeq names its product ectonucleoside triphosphate diphosphohydrolase 4 (gene ENTPD4). Gene Ontology annotation, molecular function: nucleoside diphosphate phosphatase activity. Gene Ontology annotation, biological process: nucleoside diphosphate catabolic process. The transcript has 12 exons. NCBI's taxonomy places the organism in Eukaryota, Metazoa, Chordata, Aves, Tinamiformes, Tinamidae. Gene Ontology annotation, cellular component: membrane. The record is from RefSeq and is a predicted model, not a curated record. Bases 16 to 1866 code for a protein of 616 amino acids.
CUGCCCGGGGCCGACAUGGGGAGGCUCAGCAUCUCGUGCCUGCUCCCUGCGUCCUGGCACUUCAGCCUGUCUCCCGUGGGGUGUCCGCGGGUUCUCAACACCACUUUGCGCCAGGUCCUCGUCGUUGGAGUCCUCGCUGCCGCCGUCUCCCUGCUCUACUACUCCGUGGUCGUUAUCCGCAAUAAGUAUGGACGCGCUUACAGGGAUAAGAGGUUCCACAGAUAUCUUGCCCGGGUGACGGAUACUGAAGCUACGGACACAAACAACCCCAACCUGAACUAUGGAAUCGUUGUGGACUGCGGCAGCAGCGGCUCCAGGAUCUUUGUGUACUGCUGGCCCCGGCACAACGGAAACCCACACGAUCUGCUGGACAUCAAACAGAUGAGGGACAAGGACAGAAAGCCAGUGGUUAUGAAAAUUAAACCAGGUAUUUCCGAGUUCGCCAGCUCUCCUGAGAAGGUCAGCGACUACAUCUCCCCACUUCUGAGCUUUGCUGCUGAGCACGUGCCCCGUGCGAAACACAAAGAGACUCCUCUGUAUAUUCUCUGCACUGCAGGCAUGAGGAUUCUGCCGGAAAGCCAGCAGAAGGCAAUACUGGGGGAUCUGCUCACUGAUAUCCCCGUGCAUUUUGAUUUUCUGUUCUCAGAUUCACACGCAGAAGUUAUUUCUGGGAAACAGGAAGGAGUGUAUGCGUGGAUUGGCAUCAACUUUGUUCUUGGAAGAUUUGAGCAUACAGAUGAUGAGGAUGAAGCCGUUGUGGAGGUCCACGUGCCAGGCAGCGAGAACAAGGAGAGCAUCUUUCGUAAGAGGACAGUGGGUAUUCUAGACAUGGGCGGAGUAUCGACUCAGAUAGCAUACGAAGUCCCUAAAACUGUAAGCUUUGCCUCUUCACAGCAGGAGGAGGUAGCCAAAAACCUCCUAGCAGAAUUCAACCUGGGCUGCGAUGCUCACCAAACGGAGCACGUGUACAGAGUCUACGUUGCAACGUUCCUGGGCUUUGGAGGGAAUGCAGCACGCCAGAGAUACGAGGAAAGCCUGUUUGCCAGCGCUGUGCUCAGGAACAGGCUGCUGGGCAAACAGGUUGGUGUGACUUCUGAUUCGCCCUACCUAGAUCCUUGCCUGCCCCUGGAUGCUCAGGAUGAGAUUAAGCAAAAUGGACAGAAAAUGUAUUUGCGUGGGACGGGAGACUUUAACCUGUGCCGCGAAAUUAUUCAGCCCUUCAUGAACAAGACCAACGAAACGCAGACGUCGCUGAACGGCGUCUACCAGCCCGCCGUGCACUUCCAAAACAGCGAGUUCUACGGCUUCUCCGAGUUCUACUACUGCACCGAGGAUGUGUUGCGCAUGGGAGGAGAUUACGAUGCCGCCAAGUUUAUUAAAGCUGCAAAGGAUUAUUGUGCCACUAAGUGGUCCAUCUUGCGGGAACGUUUUGACCGUGGUCUUUAUGCAUCGCACGCUGAUCUCCACAGAUUGAAGUACCAGUGUUUUAAGUCUGCCUGGAUGUAUGAAGUAUUUCACAGUGGCUUCUCUUUUCCUGUGAGUUACAGCAAUUUGAAAACAGCUCUGCAGGUUUAUGACAAGGAAGUGCAAUGGACAUUGGGAGCCAUUCUUUACCGAACACGUUUUUUACCUUUAAGAGACAUCCAGCAAGAAAACUUCCGCGGAAGUCACUCCCACUGGAGAAGCUUCUCCUUUGUUUACAAUCACUACUUGUUCUUUGUCUGCUUUCUGAUCGUGCUGCUCUCCAUCCUGCUCUACCUGCUGCGGCUGAGGAGGAUUCACAGGCGCAUGUUGCGCAGCGGUUCCUCCCCGUCCCUAUGGAUGGAGCAAGGCCUCGCGCCACAGAAGAUCCCGGGAGCCCUAUGAGGUGCUCCGGAGCGGAGAGCUUCUGUUGGACUGCCUGCAGAAAAAGCCAUUUUUGCCUCAGGGUUUCUCCUUUUUCUCCCUUUAAAUCACAGAAGAAUCAGAUCGCCCCAAGUGCGAAUUCAGCUAGGCUUUGGAAAUAUGGGAAAACGGGGUCAAUUUGGCUUGGUCUCCUCAGACAUUAUCUGCCAAUUUAUUAUUUUUUUUAAAUAAUGCACUUUUGUGUGUGAUGGAAGAGUGAAGAUGCCAGUAAAUGAAGUAGCUUAAGCUAUGUAUGGCAAGAGAAUGGGUGCAAAUUCUCAUCCUUUGGGUGGGAUUGUGAAAUAUUAUUAGCUAGGAUGAGUGAGGACUUUUUUUUUCUCUUUUUUUCUUUCUUUUUUUUUUUCCUCUUUUUUUUUUUCCUGAUCCACGCUUGGUAUUUGGCUUCUCAAUUCUGACUGUCCUCAGGCAAACUAAGAUUAAAGAAAAGCAAGCACCGGGUUUUCAAAAGCAGUAAAAACCAUCCUGUUAGGACAGAUUUUCUGUUUCAUAUCCUGAAAUAGGUACUGUGAUGUAGAAGAAAAAGCUGUUGCACCCAGUGCUGUGCUUCCAUAAAAUUGCUUAUAUCAGCCUUGUUUAUUUGUGAGAGCUUCACCUCUGUCUUGAAAGCUGUAUCCAUAUGGUGACAAAAGUCACUUUUUAAUCCUUAUUUCUGUUUCCUGAUCAUUAAAAGAUCUCCCUGAAGCACCAACAAGGUGAAAAAACUGGGAUACGUCGAGGCUUUUGUUUCUGCUAGAGUAGUGACUUCCUUUGUUGUUUUGGAGCACUCCGAUUUGUUAAUUUAUAUUUUAUUUAAAACUGUUAUUUUACUUGAAAAUAUUUUGUCCAUGAUUAAAAGCGGGAUUUAUAUGAA